Molecule: messenger RNA, 1215 nt
Organism: Vigna radiata var. radiata (mung bean)
Lineage: Eukaryota; Viridiplantae; Streptophyta; Magnoliopsida; Fabales; Fabaceae
Exons: 2
Coding region: 157-1047 (296 amino acids)
Source: RefSeq, a predicted model, not a curated record
GCAUGUGAACAUCCCAACCAUGCUCACCACAGAACACAAUAUGUACCUAGUUUACUUGAGUUUUCCAUUAGUUUUUUGAAUAACUGCACGUUACCUUCUUCAACUGAUCAUUCCAUCAUUUUGUGGUGUGCUGCAUCUAUUCUACUCACAAAAAAGAUGGGAAACAACAACGUUGCUUGUUUUCUCCGUCUAAGAGGGAGUCUUCCAUUUCCAUCCCAUAUUCAACUGGGAACAGAUGCUACCAUCAACAUGAAGACAUCUAUCGCUCACAGGUUUCAUGAUGGAGCAUUCAACGAAGACGCAGAAGUUGCAUACACCGUUGAAGGGUCAAAGUGCAACCUCGUGUUACUAAGAUACGUUUGCAAUGACGGCAAGGUCAACUCGGUAGUGUUCUUAUUCCAUGACAGCAUAAUAUGUUCAAGCCAAAAAAACCAAACCCUGGCGAUAUUCAAAACGGAAACUGGUUUGCUUCGCGCGUGCCAUUUCUUUACGUGUUCCACCACGUGGACGAAGACAAGGAAGAACGUUGAUGCAUGGGGUGGUGUUACGGACACCAGAGUUCACUUGUAUGGCACUGCAAACAGGUGUGGUCUUCUUGUUUUGGAGUGCAAGAAAAACGAUUCUCAUGAAGAUGCUAAGGCAGUGACUAUAGCACACUAUUUUGUUAGUAGUAACGGAUCUGUGGCUGUUAACAGAUCAAGUCAAACAACAGAUAUUGGGUUUUCUGUUUUGACAAAGAUUGGAGUUUGUGAUGGAAAGUUUGAUAUAACAGUGGAGGGUCCUGAACGACACCCUGUUUUUGAUUUAUUACACAUGUUCAAUGAAGUGAAUACAACUGGGAUUUGGAAACCAAGUUUGUGCCCUCAUUGCAGUAACAUUCGGAGGGAGCAUAGCACAAUGUUUUCGCAGUCUGAUAGUGAAGACAACGUUGUUCCCUUACCACCACGUCUUGGUAGCCAGCGAAAUGCAACAACUAUUGCCAACAAUGGAAGGUUCAGAGGACAUGCUAAUGGUAGUUACAUCAGAUGCAGAAAUUUCUAUGCAUAAUGCACCAUAUGGUUAUAAUUGAGUAAAGAUCCUAACUUUGUGUGUUUCUCUCUCAAUAUAUAUGUAUGUUGAAUAAUGUGUUAGUCUUGUAGAAUUUUAAGAAAGUUUGUAUGUACUACAAAAUGUAUAAACUCAAGCUAGAAAGAGAUCACCUCAAUUUCCAAAUUA